Molecule: messenger RNA, 318 nt
Organism: Sclerotinia borealis F-4128
Lineage: Eukaryota; Fungi; Ascomycota; Leotiomycetes; Helotiales; Sclerotiniaceae
Source: the annotation of a GenBank genome assembly
AUGGAUUUCAAUCACUUUUCUUCAGAGUCAGAAUUCAGAAUUGUUACUAACAAUGAAGAAACCCUUGAAGAAAUGGCGGCAGCAAAAGCGAUAAUGGAACUGCAUAAUAAAAUACAAGAAUUGCAAGCAACGCACAAGGAAGAGCUUGCUUUAAUGGAAACAAAGCACAAGGAAGAGCUUGUCUUAAUGGAAACAAAGCACACGGAAGUGCAAGCAAAGCAUACGGAAGAGCUUGCUCUAAUGGAAACAAAGCACACGGAAGUGCAAGCAAAACACACAGAAGAGCUUGCUUUAAUGCAACAAAGGUUAUUGCAUUGA